CAGCCAGGGAGAAAUGGUCAAUACUCUAAAAGCCUUUAAAAUUCGUAAUGAUGAAGUCAAAGAGCUCAACCUCCUUCUGUGUGGACAAAUCGGAGCAGGGAAAUCCAGCAUCAUCAACACCAUCAAUUCAAUUUUGGAAGGACAAAUAUCUGUCGGGUACCAAGGAAAUCUAGAGUCUUCUGUGAGUCAAACAUUAAAAUUUCACAAACGUCAAGUUGGAAAUGCCAAGGAUGGAUUUCUUCCUUUAGUCCUCAAUGAUACUAUGGGGCUAGAAAUUGACCAAUCUAAAGGAGUGCACACUGAUGACAUCAUCACUGCUUUAAAAGGUCACACAAAAAAUGGUUACACGUUCGACCCUAAAACCCCAAUAGAUGAAAACAGCCCUCAUUAUCGUGAAAAUCCCAGCCUGAGUGACAGGAUGCACUGCCUGGUGUAUGUUAUACCAGCAGACAAGAUUUCCAUAAUGGAAGAUAAAGUCUUCAAAAAAAUGAAGAAAGUAAGAGAUGCAGCAUACAGAAUGGAUCUCCCUCAUGUGAUUUUAAUGACAAAAGUGGACGAGACCUGCACUCUGACAAAUAAAAAUCUGAGACAUGUCUACAACAGCAAGAAGAUCAAAGAUAAAAUGCUUGAAUGCCAAAGUGCACUGGGUGUCAAGAUGAACUGUAUCUUCCCCGUGAAGAACUAUCAUGAGGAAUGUGACAUCAAUGAGAACGUAAACUGCCUGAUGCUGCACGCGUUUACACGAAUUGUACGCUGGGCUGACGACUAUGUAGACAAAUAUUCCAACAAUUAAAAACAUCUGCAAAAUGUUUAACAUAGGCUACGUUCACAUUACCAGGCUGAAGUGACUCAAAUCUGAUUUUUUUAUGGUUGUGUGAACGU
Messenger RNA from Astyanax mexicanus (Mexican tetra), 882 nucleotides. Its product is annotated as interferon-induced protein 44-like. Bases 14 to 793 code for a protein of 259 amino acids. The transcript is spliced from 5 exons. The record is from RefSeq and is a predicted model, not a curated record. NCBI's taxonomy places the organism in Eukaryota, Metazoa, Chordata, Actinopteri, Characiformes, Acestrorhamphidae.